AUGUGUGUGCAGGUGUACUAAAAGCUGAACUAUCAUAUCCAAUAAUAAGAUCUCUCUAUUUAAAGAUUUCAUAGAAGAAAAAGUCGGCCCAAGUCUCUUUAAACAGGAAGGACGGAAGGAAGUUUAGUAGAGCGAAGAACAACAACUGUGGAUCGAUGAUUUAUACAACUCAUGUCACAGAUGGUGACAACAUGGAACUGACUCGAUACAAACAGCAAGGGAUCAAUAUGAAGUCAUAAAAAUCCCGUUUCCCCCUCAUACGCUGAACUCCUGACCCCAGUUUGUGACAGACUGUGCUGCAUCUCUCCCAGGACUCCCACUGUCCUGGGAAAGAUAAGUCCUGUCAUCUGCUUCAUGACACAGAGGCGGCAUCACGCCAGGUGGCCCCUAAUAACCUCCGUGUGCUGUCACCAGUGAGUCACACACACACACAUACACCUGCAAACCCACACAAAACAGUGGUGUAAAAAAAUAUGUUAUACAACAGGUAACUCUAACCAAGCUAUGAUUGGUCAAAGACAAAACCAGACUGAUAGUUCCCUUCACUGGUUGCUUGGCUGUUUGUUUGUGUGUGUGUGUGUGUGUGUGUGUGUGUGUGCUGUGUGUGUGUCAGUACAUGAUCCUUCCUGUUUUCCCCCUUGAUAGCAUUAUCUUUAAACUGUGAGUAACUUUAAAGAAUAAAUGCACGUACUUUGAAAAGAGUUUCCCCUCGGGGAUCAAUAAAGUAUUUCUGAUUCUGAUUCUGAUACUUGUAAACUUAAACACUCAACUCUCAACUUAAAGGUCCAGAAUGUAACAUUUAGGAGGAGCUGUUUGCAGAAAUGGAAUAUAAUAUUUGUAUGUUUUCAUUAGUGUAUAAUCGCCUGAAAAUAAGAAUAGUUGUGUUUUCAUUACCUUAGAAUUUAUCUACAGCUGGAGCAGGUCCUCUUCCACGAAGGUCGCCAUGACAAACCAAUCACUGGCUCUAGAUGGGGCCUUUUGCGUUUUUCACAAGUUUCGCAGUCAUCAUAGUUUCUCCUACACACUUGGAACGGGAGGAUGAUCCGAGCAGUAUUCAAAUGGUUGCAAACUGCAAUUUCACCUCUAGAUGCCACUAAAUCCUACAUACUGGACCAUUAAACAUCCACACACAGCCAUUGUACCGGCCUUUCUCAAGUGUUGCAAAUUUCCACUCCAUCCUCUUGAAUUUAUUAUAUAUUUCUUCCUACUGAUAUUAAUUAAUAGAACCAGCUUCUAUAGUGUUUGGAUGAAAAAAAAAGUCAGCAUGCUUGAGGGCCUCCAUGGCAUAUUUCUGAGAAGCAGGGCCCUUUAUUAUUCCUUCUCUAUCAUCUUUGCUCUCAAUUUGUUUGCAUUAUUCCUUUAAUCCUCACGGUGGCACUCUCCACUGACUGUACCACCACAGUAUGCACACACACAUACUGUACACACAUUGGGCUUGUGUAAUCCCUUUCAUUUUUGAUGAGUCAAAGCCAGCAGUCACUCUCCUCAGGGGAAAUGGAGGUACUGUAAAGAGGAGGAAUAGGACACAGAGGAAAAGUUUACCCAAAGUUUGUGAAUUUGACAUAAGGCCACCAGCAUUCUCUUUGUGGGUGGUUUGUUUGAUGAGACUGAGUCGUCACCCAGCCCUUAGCCUCAUCUUGUCAAUCCAUCACUGAGUGAGGUGAGGAGAAUAGCGAGUGGAUUGAGUUUCUUGUGGCUGGAAGAUGAUCCUCGAGUAUUUCAGGAGCAGCAGAGCCAGGGUCUCUGUCAGUGUCACCUUGAAGGCAGGUGGGAGUGACGAUGUUUGUGUAAUGUCUCAGAGCCCCCGUCUGCCAGUUCCACUGGUGUACUGAGAGACAGACUCAACUUUGGACCACCUACACACAGUAUAUAGUUUCAGUGUAUCACACAGCACUAAAAGGUACUAUGUACCAGAUAUUUUUUGUGGGCAUAAUUUCAACUGUUAUGAAAGAGCAGUGUCAGCAGGUAAAACCUGAUAUUGAUGCUAUCUGGACUGGCCACAUUCCCAUAAGUUCAUAAAGGUGACAAACUGGAGCUGCAAGACAAGGUUCAACAUUAGCCAAUCAACCUUAGAACAUUGCAUUACUCUGUGAGUUGGUCACGAUACCAUUGUCUAUGUCUGCCUUAUUUAUUUAAAACCUAUUUUCCAGCGGUAGGUUGCAUCUUUAAAGGUUAAUUUUUUCACAGUUUCCUGCAGUCUACCCAUGAUAAAAUAUUUGUCUGUCGCAACAAUAAUGUUUAAAUUCAACAUACUGUGCCGAGGUUUCCAGUAACAUCACAACAAACAUGGCUCUACCCUUUUCUUGUUUGUACAGUUUGUACAGCUCAUACAGUAUAGUACAGUAUAUGCUAGUAGUACUUCCAUAAAGCUAUAAAGUCAUGAUCCUUUUUCAGCUAUUAUAGUAGGCUACUGUGGGAUGGUACUUUGGCACUACAGUGUUGGUCCAGUGCAAUUACAGUGCAAAGGCAUGGUAACUUGGUCAUUGCCAUCAUGUUACACUGCUAUAGUGCUGGUGGAACUUGAUUUCUGAGUUUAACUUUUUAUAUAUGCAAAGUUGCCAGGUGCAGCUUUAAAUGCAUCUUUUAGGAAGAUUUUAGAAAUCCAGCCCUGCUUUUUGAGUUAGGCAGGGAUCCAUAAGUAUCAAUGACAUAAUUUUCUAUUAGCCAGUACUGACCCCCAUCUACUGUACCAUGCGCAUAUGGUGGACUAUUUGAAAUACAAAAUAAAAUCUCAGAUGGGGACUUCUUAACAUGAAAAAUGUUUUAUGUUGGAUGAUAGGCUUGAAAUUAAAGGUCAUUUUCAGACACAGUUAGACACACACACGCACGCACUCCCCUACUUUAGCUCUAGCUCAACAGAGUGGCUCCUGAUCGAGAGAGUCACUUAUUCGUCGUCAUGAAUAAAUCACACCCACUCCUCCUCUCUUCUACUCUGCACCACUGCCUUUUCCAAAACACACCAACACACGCACACACACAUGUUCACAAGCAAACACACUGUACAAAUACAAACUAUGCUAUAAGUUGCAUCCUUUGCGCUACAUAGACACACUAUUUCCCCUUUGUUGCACUACAGAAAGGGCAUUUGAUGAUAACACAGUGUCCCUUAAAAUGUUGCAAAAAACAUUCUACUUAAAAAUUGACUUUUUAAACGUUUUAUUUAAUUUUUGACAUCACAUAAAUCUUUCUCAUUUUUUUUUCAUCAUGGUGGGCCUUUAAAAUGCACCUCUGCAGACAACACAGAUUAUACAAAAGAGGUUUCGCUAAUAUCAUCUCUUUGUGAUCCCUCUGAAAUAUACAGACAGUCGAGGAAAGAACACAAUCCCUUGCUCUCUCUACGCCUCAAGAAGACAUUUGUCACUUUCCAUUUUACAGCCCCCCUCCCUCUCCUCCCCCCUCUUCACAGUAAAACGGAGUUCAUGUCGUGCUGCAUUUCCCUGAGGCAAACUGAUGGCUACACCCAGAGAACCAGGCGUACAUACACAGCAAGACAGAGUAACUGCUCCUUUUAUGCCACUUUGUUUAUGCUAUACUCUUAUUUUAGACACUGAAGCUUUCUUUUUCUGCACAUUAUUUCUUUUUGUCUCACUGUUAGCCCUCUUUUUUCUUGUUGUUGUUACUAUUGCUCAAUUUCAAGUUAUAUAUUCCUUUUCAAAUGUUACCGUUUCCCACCAAUCCUUUCAUCUAAUCCAUUUCAAUGUAUCACCCCCACCCACUUUGUCAGCCUCAUUCUUACAUCAUCGUCAUCUUUCCUUCUCCUGCCAUGGAUCUCAAUCUGUCCAGCAUAGGCCUCACUUACACUGUGGGCAAAAAGCCUGUGAAAUUUCCCACAGGGUGAGGCAACAUGAGUUUGCUUCUACAGCGCAGGAAAUGGACUAGUAUCUGAGGCAUUGAUUUCCUCUUAGUAUUAUGGGAAGGAGAUGGCAGUGAGGUGAAGGCUAAGAGCCUUGUGGUCGAUACACAUUCUCAUCACAACACCGGAUGUUCCUCCCUAGUCAGAUUGGUUUCAAUGCCCCGGCACAGGCAGUAAUCGUUAUUGGGUGACUCUAUUAAUUGAGCAGUGUCAAGCAACAAAAGAAAGAUGGCAGGGGUUAUUUAUUUUUUGUUAGGGAUUUACAGUAUAGUUUGAAAUAUAAGCUGUAGCAGUUAUAAUAGCACUUUAAUAGGAGUGGCAGUGAAAAGAAUAGCAGUAAUGACAGUAUUAGUGACUAAUUCUGGUAACCGUGGUAGUAGUAGUAAUAGUAGUAAUAUAUAAUGCUUUAUUAUGGACUCUUUGUGUAACUUUGUUACACACAAAAGACACAAAGCUCUUAUGUAAUACUGACUGCUGAAUUGAGAGCAAGACAGGUCUCUCCAGAUUUUUGAUCUGACUGAUGUGUUUGUUUGAUAAGCAUUACCUAUUUUUCUUUUCUUUUCUUCCCUGUCAAAUAAAUCUUGCUAACCUGACUUGCUGCCAUUAUAACAUGCUUGUUUCCACAUCAUUCCAAAUGUAUCUGGUUCAUGGGACCUUUUCACAGCAGAUGUUUUGACUUGUAAUAACAGGAAAAUCACAGGUGGAACAAAUAACAUUAAUGAUGGCACUGAUCCAGUAUUGCAUUGCAUGAAUUAAUAAUGGUAUUAGUUACACGUCUGUAUGACAUGUAAAAAUUUGGUUGAACUGACCAUUUAAAGGCCCUAAAAAACUUAUUUUCACAAACUCCAUACAAAGACCGAAGGGUAAUAAUAAUAAUUGUGGUUUAUGGGAGUUCAGGACAUAUAACAUGUUAAUUGGUGAAAUGUAGAGGUGUUUUAGGCUGAUUUUGUUAACUUCAGACAGAGCCAGGCCAGCUGUUUGCCUCUGUUUCCAGUCUUUAUGCUAAGCUAACCGGCUGCUGGCUGUGGCUUCAUAUUUAGAGGACAGAGAUGAGAUUGUUAUCGAUCUUAUCUCACUCUCAGCAAAAAAAGCAAAUAAGCGUAUUAUUCCCAAAAUAUUGAACUAUUUCUUUAAGACCAUUGUUUUAUCAGUAUUUAUUCUUUUAUGCACCACAUUCACAAAACUCUUUUGCUUUGCCAUUAUUUCAUUCAACUCAUGUUGUUCAUGUUUUUCCUGUCUAUUCUCCUGUGAUGUUGGCACUGACUGCAGGUUGAGUUUGUGUUUUGUACCUUUAUGACCAAAAGUUGACCAUUUUAAGCUGAUCUUGACUUUCCACAAGUAGUUUUUCUUGUACUUAGGUGUUGUUAGCCAAGAACAAAAUGUCUGUUUAUACUGUCUGUAUAGUAUAUAUGUGUGUCUGGUGUAUGUGUGUGUGUGUGAUUUCAGUAGCCCAGGUCUUCCCAGCCAUCAUAUGAGGCGCCUGAAAGUACAGAGGAAUGUAGCAACGAACUGCAAAGACAGAAGCCUCUGUCUCUCACACACACACACACACACACACACACACACACACACACACACACACACACACACACACACACACCUCUACCAACUUCUUGCCCAUCUUAGAGACAGCAGUUUUUCUCCACCCACCACAGCAGCUGGCACAAGCUCAGCCCCAUCUCACAAAACCAAGAAGAAGCCCCAGAAAAAGACGACAACUCAUACUUAAUGGACAGAUAAGACUUUUGGACAAGCUCCUCGGUCACACAGAUCUGCCCAUUUUUCUGCAGUAGCGAUCCAGUUUGAGAUUUAUUGACUGCAGACUAAGCAGAACAGAAAAAUACAGACAAAAUCAUUGCUGGAGAUGAGGGGAGGAAUCUGCUCUGUGUUUUUCCUGGUGAUUGGGGUGACCUUGCUCAGUGGCCUUGGCUGCCUGGGUGUACACAAGUCUAUGGAAAGGCCCAGGCCCCCACACCUUAUCUUUAUCAUGGUGGAUGACCAGGGUUACGGAGACAUUGGCUACCAUGGCUCGGACAUCCACACUCCUGUGUUGGACAAGCUGGCAGCAGAGGGGGUCAAACUUGAAAAUUAUUACGUCCAGCCUAUCUGCUCACCCUCUCGCAGUCAACUCAUGACAGGGCGCUACCAGAUUCACACUGGACUCCAGCAUUCGAUCAUCCGACCACGUCAACCUCUCUGCCUGCCUCCAGACAUUCCCACACUACCAGAGUGUCUGGUUGAAGCUGGAUACUCCACACACAUGGUGGGGAAAUGGCACCUGGGCUUCUGCAGGCCGAGCUGCCUACCCACAGGACGUGGCUUUCAGAGUUUCCUGGGCACACUGACUGGCAGUGGAGACCAUUUCUCCUAUAAGAGCUGUGACGGGGCUGAAGCUUGUGGAUUUGACCUGCAUGACGGAGACAGGCCUGCCUGGGAGAUAACCGGCAACUACUCCACUCUGCUCUACAUAGAGAGAGUGAAGCAGAUCCUGAGGAGCCACGAACCCCAUAAACCACUCUUCCUCUAUCUGUCCCUUCAGGCUCCCCAUACACCCUUGCAGGUACCAGACCAUUUUCUGCACCACUAUGAUUCCCAAGGCAAUCGUCUCAGGCGCCACUAUGCAGCCAUGCUGAGCUGCCUGGACGACGGGGUUGGAAAAGUGGUCCAGGAACUGAAGACUAGUGGGCUCUAUCAAAAUUCAGUACUGAUCUACUCAUCUGAUAACGGUGGGCAGCCGCUCUCUGGGGGGAGCAACUGGCCACUGAGAGGUGGCAAAGGGACCUACUGGGAAGGGGGCAUCCGGGCUGUAGGCUUUGUUCACAGUCCCCUCCUGAAGAGGAAGGGUGUAGUCAGCAGAGCACUGAUCCAUGUUUCUGACUGGUAUCCCACAUUACUGGGGCUGGCCGGGGCCCUGCAGUCCCACCGUGGCCUAGACGGUCACGAUGUGUGGGGGACCAUCAGCGAGGGCCUACCCUGUCCUCGCACUGAAAUCCUAUUCAACAUUGAUCCUGUCUCCAGGAAGCCCGGGGAGCCAUAUGACAAGGCGUUGGUACUCAAUGGCUUUGGGAUCUGGGACACAGCCGUAAGGGCAGCAAUAAGAGCUGGGGACUGGAAGCUAUUGACAGGAAAUGUAGGUGACGGGGACUGGAUACCACCACAGGCUCUUCCCAGUGGUCCAGAACGGUGGCAAAGACUUGAGAAGCGGCGCAAUAAGCUGGGGAAGUCAGUUUGGCUGUUUAAUGUUACCUGUGACCCCUACGAGAGAUCUGACCUGGCGGAAGCUCGUCCAGAGGUAGUGAAACAUCUGCUGACCAGGCUGGCAGAGUACAACCAGACAGCUGUGAUGGCCAGGAAUCCACCAGAUGAUCCUAUGGCUGACCCUGAGCUCCACGGAGGGGUGUGGAGCCCCUGGCUGGGCCUGGAGGGGGAUAGUGGAGAGGCGGAUGGCAGGAAAGAAAGGAUGAUGAAGAUUAAGCAUUGCAAACUAUGCAAAUUAAAAGCCCUCUUCAAGAAGGUGGGGUCACGCCUGCAGAGGAACACUCUGUUCUUCUAAGUGUCUUGUCUAGCAACAUUAAUUGGACUAAAGGGUUCAGUAUGCUUCAAACGAACUAGGUUGUACGGAAUGUCGUCUGAACAUAUCUGAAGGCAAAAGUGUUGAUACCUGUUCCAUACAGACACACUCAAAGGCAGCGCAAAAAAAAAUAAAAUUCCUGACAGGAAUUCACUGUGUUGUCCUUGGCUGUGCCCACAAAAAGUGACAGAAGUAGCUGUGUGAAUAAUGAAAAAAAAGAGCAGUCAGCAUGCUUGUUGUAUUGUCGAUUUUGGAAAGUUGCAAAAAUUAGAGAUGCAGCCAAUCUGAACAUCAGAAAUUUGUGAGGGUAGGCGGUCUCAGACGCUGUUUGAUGAUCUGACAAGGACUUCAUUUGAAGCAUACUGACGCCUUAAACCAGGAGGAAGUGAAAGGGAGAGACAGAGACAAACAAAAAUACAGACCAGCAAACAAGCAGGCAGGUCAGAUAGACAAGACAGACCCAAAAUCAAAUACUGAAGGUCGGCAGAGAAACAGGCAGCCUUACAGACAAAGCAGACAGGGCUGUGCGGCUGGCUGAGCAAGCUGACUCACUCACUGUCCUGCGGCCAAACUGUAGCAGGGUGACUUUGGGCCGUCGUUGGACUGUGUAGGGAGCAAUGUGUGUGUCAUUGUGCAUGUAUGCCUGUAUUCAUGAAUAGUUUGAUUAAUACAGAUAGAGUGCGUGCAUGUGGAAGUGAGGCCUGAAGUGACGGGAAGAGGAAGAAAGGCACGGACGGUGACCUCUCGAUGUCUCAUCUCCUAAUCAUCCAAGAGGACCCUUUAAGGAUGACAAAAAGACACCCACGGGGGUUGUUUUUGUCAAAUGUCACCUUGUUCUUUUGUUCUUAGGGUUUAUACAGAUUAAUUUCUGCUCAUACUGUAGCACACGCUGCUGCCUUUGAAAGACCUCUGACCACCACACAAUGUCCAGUCCCUGCAGCAGUUACUAACCAACAAAAGCUCAGUAGCUGACACUAUCAGUCUUUUCUGGACUUUUAAAUGUUACUUAACUCAUCUACUGUGUUAUAAAAUGCUGGAAAACUGAUUCAAAGGAUCCAAAUAAAAUCAUGAAUGCAAAAAAAUCAAUCAUCUCAUGACACAAUCUCUGCAGAAAGUCAUGGACCAAACCUGUUUGGCACUCAGAAAAAGCCAGCUUUAUUUUACAGGUCCGUAAAUUUCCUAACAAUUUACAAGAUGUUUCCUGGCAUGAACAAUGUAAUUUGGUACUGAUUAUAAGGAAAAUAGAGAAUGUUAAAUUGGUACCUCUGUGGUAAAUGUACCUCUGUAUCUGCUUGCAUAUGACAAAUAAUAUGUGGUUAGGGAAUGGUUAGGCUUAGCUAGGCAAUUAAACACAAAGGAGAACUCCACCGAUUUUACGCAUCAAAGUCUGUUUAUAAGUGUUAGGGGUUAGGGGGGUACUACCGCAUAUGGGAAAAAAGUUGUAUAAAGUGGCUCCAGAGGGAGCUGCGUGAAAUCUGAUCAAAUUACUCAAGUGAUGUCAUUUGAGUCAUCGCUGGUUGAGGCUGAAGACUACAAGUUUGAAAUUUUUAAAAAUCAGAGGGUGUGGAAAGAAGUGAGCUUACCAGACCUCUGUAGCCCGCUCCUCAUCUCUACUUGAGGCUAGCGGCUCAAGGCUACAUUAGCUGCUACUAGCAUAAUACACCCAAAUCUCUGACUGAACUGUCUGUGGCCACGUUGCAUUGUGGGUUAUGUAGGCACCAGGUUUUGACAAGGAAGAAGAAUGCAUGGAAUAAAAAAGAUUAUAUUUCUG
Siniperca chuatsi (mandarin fish) is the source of this 9195-nucleotide messenger RNA. Its product is annotated as arylsulfatase I. The coding region runs from base 5718 to 7406 and encodes 562 amino acids. The transcript has 4 exons. Lineage: Eukaryota; Metazoa; Chordata; Actinopteri; Centrarchiformes; Sinipercidae. The record is from RefSeq and is a predicted model, not a curated record.